Naumovozyma dairenensis CBS 421 is the source of this 504-nucleotide messenger RNA. RefSeq lists its product as uncharacterized. The transcript has a single exon. NCBI's taxonomy places the organism in Eukaryota, Fungi, Ascomycota, Saccharomycetes, Saccharomycetales, Saccharomycetaceae. The coding region runs from base 1 to 504 and encodes 167 amino acids. The record is from RefSeq and is a predicted model, not a curated record.
AUGCAGCUUCGAUGUUUACUGACCUUUCAGAUAAGUUCGAAAAAUUUAGGCUUGCACAAGUUCAGUUUUGGUGAACAAGUUAAGAAUGAAAUUGUACAGAUUAAACAACAAUCAAACAACAAUAAGAUGGGAUCUUCUCCAGAUAUUAAUUCCAAAAUCGAAGAGGUUGAGAAAUUUGUUCCAGAUUCAAUUAUCAAACGAGGUGACUCAAGAUUAUUAGCUUGUAUCAAGAACUUCUCCGACGUCAAUCUUGGUAAUAUCAAUCCAGAUAUGUUAAUUUCAACAGGUUCAGGUAUUGAUGUUACUCAACAGUUACUAAAGAUUCAAUCUUUACUAUUGUCCAAACAAAUUGCGUUUAAAGAUUGGGUUUUUUUCCUUAAUAACCGCUGCUUUGGGAUUGCUGCUCGUGCGCCGAAAGACGAACGUGAUCGUCUAAUGGAUUGGGCUAAUUGUGUUAUUUCCCUUUGUAAACAUGUUGAAUUUUACAAAAAUCCAUGGAAAUAA